AUGGCCAAAGCCUUUCCAUUCUUCAACUUGAUGAAUAAAGGAAUAGUUUUUGAGUGGACCCCAGUGUGCGAGGAGGCUUUUAACCACUUCAAGAGUAUACUCUCGGCACCCCCAGUCCUCGGCAAACCCAGGGAGGGUGAGAUGCUGUUCCUGUACUUGCCAGUAACGGACAAAGCUUUGGCGGCCGUCUUGGUACGAGAAGAAGGAAAAAUCCAACAGCCGGUCUACUUUGUUAGCAAAGCCUUGCAAGGGACAAAGUUAAGAUACAGUAAAUUGGAAAAGUUGGCAUAUGCGCUCUUCACCUCGUCUCGAAGGUUGUGGCAAUACUUCCAGGGACACCAGUUUGAGUUCCCGGUCUCUAACAAUCAAGCAGAGUAUGAAGCCCUCAUUGGUGGCCUGCUCUUAGUAAAAGACGUCGGGGUGACCAGAGUGGAGGUGAACAACGAUUCCCAAGUUGUCACAUCCCAAAUCAAUGAGACAUAUCAAGCCAUGGACUCCCUGCUGCAAAAAUAUCUGGAAAGGGUAAAAAAUUUGAAUGAAGAAUUUGAUGAGGUCAUGGUACAGCAUGUCCUAAGAGAAAAGAAUACCCAAGCCGACCUCCUAUCGAAAUUGGCUAGCACGAAGUCAAGAACGGGAAACCGGUCUUUGAUCCAAGGAUUGGUAAAAGAGCCGACAGUCGCCCUAUGUGUGACCCGAGCAGACAUCGUUCCCUCAUGGAUCGACGUAAUUACCGAGUUUUUGGAAAAUGGCAAGCUCCCUGACGAUCACAAGACGGCGAAGGCGUUAAGGAGGGAGGCAGCCAAGUACGUAAUAGUACAGGACCAACUAUUCAAGAGAGGACUGAACCAACCCCUGUUCAAAUGUCUACGCCCCGACCAAACGGACUAUGUCUUAAGAGAUGUCCAUGAGGGGUGCUGCGGCCACCACAUCGGGGGAAAAGCUUUGGCACGGAAGCUUGUUAGGGCCGGUUACUAUUCGCCCUCGAUGAUGUGGGGAGUUGACUUCUUCGAGCCCUUCUCGGUGGGACCCGGACAGGUUAAAUACCUUAUCGUGGCCAUAGACUUCUACAUCAAGUGGGUCGAGGCAGAAGCCCUGGCCAGCAUAUCGUCAGCAAAUUGCCGAAAAUUCAUGUGGCUUCAAGUGAUCUCCCGGUUCGGUAUCCCGAAGGUCGUAAUAUCGGACAAUGGGAUACAGUUUAUAGACAAGAAGUUUGGUGAGUUUCUUACCGGCCUAGGGAUAAAGCAAAAGUUCUCAUCAGUGGAGCACCCGCAGACCAAUGACCAGGACAACAUCACAAUCUUCCACAAGGAGACUCCUUUCCAACUUACUUACGGGGUAGAUGCGGUGAUCCCUGUGGAAGUAGGAGAACCAAGUCUAAGACUGCUCCUUGACGGAGUCGAGGAAGCAGUGGAGAAGGACUUGGUUGAUGAGACCAGGGAGAUGGCCCACUUGUCAAAGACGGUGUUAAAGUAG
Messenger RNA from Arachis duranensis, 1473 nucleotides. RefSeq lists its product as uncharacterized. Gene Ontology annotation, molecular function: nucleic acid binding; RNA-DNA hybrid ribonuclease activity. The transcript has 4 exons. The record is from RefSeq and is a predicted model, not a curated record. Lineage: Eukaryota; Viridiplantae; Streptophyta; Magnoliopsida; Fabales; Fabaceae. Gene Ontology annotation, biological process: DNA integration. The coding region runs from base 1 to 1473 and encodes 490 amino acids.